AUGGAGGCCAUCAAGAAGAAGAUGCAAAUGUUGAAGGUCGACAAGGAAGACGCUCUUGACCGAGCUGAAUCCGCCGAAAACGCCAAGAAGGCCGCUGAAGAGAAGGCCGGCAAGGCCGAGGAAGAACUUCAGGCUCUUCUCAAGAAGCAGAAGGCUACGGAGGAAGAACUCAACUCCGCCAAAGAGCGACUCCAGAAGGUCCAGGACGAACUCAAGGCUGCUGAGAAGAAGGCUGCUGAUGCCGAGAACGAGGUCACUCACUGCAACAAGAAGAUCAUGACCAUGGAGGAAGAGCUCGACUCCGUUCAGGAGAAGCUCAACACUUCCAUCGUUAAGCUCGAUGAAGCCGAAAAGAAUGCCGAUGAGUCCGAGCGAGGCCGAAAGGUCAUCGAAGCUCGAGCCGCCAAGGACGAGGAGCGACUCAAGGACCAGGAGACCGCCCUCAAGGAGGCCAAGUCCGUCGCCGAGGAGGCUGACAAGAAGUACGAAGAAGUUGCCCGAAAGCUCGUCCUCGUCGAAACCGAUGUCGAGAAGGCCGAAGAGCGAGCUGAACUUGCCGAAACCCGAGCCAACGAACUCGAAGAAGAGCUCAAGGCCGUUGCCAACAACCUCAAAUCCCUCGAAGCUGCCGCCGAGAAGUACACCACCAAAGAAGCCCAGUACAUCGAGGAAGUCCGAUCUCUCGAAGAGAAACUCAAGGAUGCUGGUGAGCGAGCUGAUCACGCCGAAAAGUCCGUCACUGAGCUCGAAGCCACCAUCGAUGAGCUCGAGGACAAGCUCUACGCCGAGAAGCUCAAGAUCAAGCAGACUGUCGAAGACAUGGAUAACACUAUCCACGCCUCCGCUUUGUAA
Molecule: messenger RNA, 852 nt
Organism: Oikopleura dioica
Lineage: Eukaryota; Metazoa; Chordata; Appendicularia; Copelata; Oikopleuridae
Source: the annotation of a GenBank genome assembly